AUGUGCUAUGUUCGUGACGUGGAAAUGUCACACGAUGCCUUCGAUACCCUUCCAUUUGUAUCCCCAUACGAUGUAGUGCAUUCUGGAUAUCUUUAUUCAGCAGAUAUACGAGAAAAAUUACCCACUGGUGAUUGGUUGUGGUCUGGUUUAUGGUUAGCACCAGCAGAUAUAGCUUAUGGUGAAUGCCACGAUCUGUGUCAUUUAAAAAAAUGUACAGAUUCAUUUACACGUGUUCGAAAAAAUUCUGUAAAUUAUAAACGUCGAUAUUGUUCGGGUCAAUUAAUAUUUAAUGAUGAAUUUACGGAUUUCAAUUUAAAUAUAUGGAAUCAUGUUAUUACGGAUUUAGAUCCUGGGAAUAAACUUUUCCAAUGGUAUGUGAACAGUCGUGAAAAUUCUUAUGUAUCAAAUGGUAUAUUGUAUAUACGACCCACAGUGGAUUUACGGGAACAGGAACGAAUCAAGAAAUAUUUUGAUUACUGGCAUUUACCAUACAAUCCAUAUUACGCACGUGAUAUCAUUCAUUCUGCACGUAUUAAUACAAUGUAUUCAAUGUCAUUUAAAUAUGGUCGUUUAGAAGUACGUGCAAAAUUACCCACCGGUGAUUGGCUAUGGCCUGCAAUAUGGUUAAUGCCACGUGAUAACGUUUAUGGUAAUUGGCCAUUAUCUGGUGAAAUUGAUUUAGUCGAAGCACAUGGUAAUCGUGAACUGAUUUUGGAUGGUGUAAAUAUUGGUGUGAAUACAGUUGGUCAAACAUUACAUUUUGGUAUGGAUCGUACAAAUAAUGCAUGGCGUAAAGCACAUUUUACAAAAAGUCGUCCGAAUUUUGGAACGGAAUUUCAUAAUUAUACAAUGAUUUGGUCACCACAGGGAUUUGAAUUUUACAUAAAUAAACGAUUGACUGGAUCAAUAAAUGUGCCAGAUGAUGGAUUCUGGGAAAUUGGUGAAUUUGCAAAGAAAAAUUUAACAAAUCCAUGGGAAAAACAACCACCUAUUGCACCAUUUGAUCAAUAUUUUUAUAUAAUAAUGAACGUUGCUGUUGGUGGAAAUUCAUAUUAUUUCCCAGAUAAUGCUAUUAAUCGUAAUUAUACAAAACCAUGGAAUAAUUUAUCACCAACUGCUGCUCAAGAUUUUUAUAAUGCAAAACGUUUAUGGAUGCCAACAUGGCCUUAUUUGAAUGCAAACGGGGAAGAUUCAGCGUUACAAAUUGAUUAUAUUCGUUUAUAUGCAUUAUAAACAUAUUUUUUUUUAGAAAAACCCCGUA
Molecule: messenger RNA, 1261 nt
Organism: Chrysoperla carnea
Lineage: Eukaryota; Metazoa; Arthropoda; Insecta; Neuroptera; Chrysopidae
Product: beta-1,3-glucan-binding protein-like
Exons: 7
Coding region: 1-1233 (410 amino acids)
Biological process (GO): carbohydrate metabolic process
Molecular function (GO): hydrolase activity, hydrolyzing O-glycosyl compounds
Source: RefSeq, a predicted model, not a curated record